Messenger RNA from Solenopsis invicta (red fire ant), 6998 nucleotides. RefSeq names its product O-phosphoseryl-tRNA(Sec) selenium transferase (gene SecS). The transcript is spliced from 5 exons. Gene Ontology annotation, biological process: conversion of seryl-tRNAsec to selenocys-tRNAsec; selenocysteine incorporation. Lineage: Eukaryota; Metazoa; Arthropoda; Insecta; Hymenoptera; Formicidae. The record is from RefSeq and is a predicted model, not a curated record. Gene Ontology annotation, molecular function: tRNA binding; O-phosphoseryl-tRNA(Sec) selenium transferase activity. Bases 1443 to 2969 code for a protein of 508 amino acids.
ACCGACGCGAUAGGGAGUCACGCAGUCUCCUCUCGCUGCUCCCAGCUGCUCCCGCUCGCGUCGCGCUCGCGUCGUCGCGCGCGCUGGUGAACAAGUUAACGCGGACGCAGCCGAACGCACGCGUCGCCUCGCGCGCGUCCGUCGUCGGGCGGCCCAACCCACUUUCGACUUGCGAACGACCGCUCCGCUGGUGAGAGUGCGCGUCCGCGUCCGCGUCCGCGUCGAGUCAUGCACCUGCGAUGAUACCCUCGAGGUGAUAUCCUCGGGCAGCGUACUCUCCCAGCCGUCAGUGCGCGCGGGCCGAGUCCCGGGUAUCGCGCGUCGCGUCGCGUCGCGUCGCCCCCGCUCCGCUCCGCUUCGCCUCGCCCACCAUCGUCGUGUCACCCACUGCGCCUCGAACUCGGGUAUGGAAUCUUGCGGGACGACGGCGGCGGCGGUUGGUCCGAUAUCUCGACUCUCUCCAGUAAAGCGCGCGUUCACAUAACCUUUAAGCCGACCGAGGGAGAGCGCCGUUCUCUCUCCGCGCUCGCGAUUGCUCGCGAUUGCUCGCGAUGACGCUGUCGUCGUUAUCGUCGUCGUUGUCGUCCACCACGGAAGCGACAGUCCGACGACGCUAAACAGCCACGUCUCGAGGACGAGGCCACCUCCUCCUUCUUCCUCCCUCGCCCCGACGUUUCGCCCUGGCCGCCCUCGUUCGCGAGUUCGUGCCUCUCAUUUGUUGCGCUGCGCUAUCUCGGACACACAUGCACUACGUGUUCGUCGUGCUGUACCUGACGCUGUUCAGUUUGAUUCUGUUCUGUAUACUUUUGUUCUCGCGCGACGUUAUCUCGCGGUUACAAUCUGUUCUGUAUGUUUGAGUUUUUUCAUUAAUAAAUUUGGUUCUCACGCCCACGCAAAGACAAUGUUUUGUGUUUUCAUUUCGUCACACCAUACACGCACACGCACGAUUUCUCUCUCGCACACACCAACUCCCGUUCCUCCUCACAAUGCCAAUUCUGCACAGAUUCUCUCAUGUUUCCGUAAGUAUGCAUUAAUUCUGGAAUUGCGAUCAUCUUUUUUUUCCGAACAGAACGUUUCUUUUUUUUAACAAGCGUAUGUUAUGAUUUUGUGAUUCUCGCUGAACACCAGCUGAGAAUGUCGCGUGCUACUUCCUCCAACGUUCGACGUAUAGUCCUCUAGUUUGUUGAAAGAUAUCUAGAGAUUCAAUUAUUAAUUUUACAUAGUAUCAGUGCGAGAAUGUAUGAAUAAGAUGAACCUUUCUUCUAUUUUUUUUUCUAAUUUUUUUCCUAUUAUUUAAACGAGAACAUUCUGUAGCCCAAUGAGCUGACAUGAUCUACACGGUAAUCAUUUUCUGCUGAUUAUCAAAGCAAUGGUGCACUGAGAGAGAUCGACGUGUGUGGACUAAGUAAUUGAGGGAAUUUCUCAUCACACAAGCUGAGAAAAUGAAUAAUCAGGCGUUCAGCUUGGCGGAGAGGCUGAUACCUUCGACCUACGUACAGCAGGGCUUGAACGCCAAGAAGUCUCGCGAGAACCUCAUACGGCAUUUUAUCGAGCACCGAAAAUGGCCAGAGGAGGGUUGGGACGACGCGACGAUAGAGGCAUUUCUGUCGGAUCUAUCGCAAAUGGAUAGCAAUAACUUCCCCUCGAAUUGCAGCGUUGGCGAACGCGAAGCGAGGAUCGUGUCGAAUCUCGUCGCGAGACGACACUUUCGUAUGGGACAUGGCAUAGGUAGAUCCGGUGAUCUAGAAGAAGUACAACCAAAAGCUGCUGGUAGCAGUUUAAUGUAUAAAUUAACUAACUCCUUAGUGCUUGAAGUUAUACGAUAUAUGGGAGUAAAGAGCAUAGCAGGUUGCUUCCUAUCACCAAUGGCCACGGGAAUGAGCCUAGUUCUAUGUAUGUUAACGCUUAAGCAAGACAGACCACGAGCGAAAUACGUUCUAUGGCCUAGAAUUGACCAAAAGUCUAGCUUCAAGUCUAUAAUCACGGCCGGAUUAGAGCCUAUCGUUAUCGAGAUGCAAAUAAUAGGGGACGAAUUGAAGACCGACAUGCAGAGACUCGAGGCGCAAAUGGCAGCUCUAGGUGAGAGUGUCGCCUGCGUGCUCACAACGACUAGCUGUUUCGCGCCCAGAGCGUGUGACUCCGUGGACGCAAUCGCGGCCCUUUGCAGCCAGUACAACAUACCACAUCUGGUGAAUAAUGCAUACGGCUUGCAGAGCACAAGAUGUAUGCAUCUCAUACAAGAGGCGUCGAGAAAGGGUCGGGUGGAUGCUUUCGUUCAAAGCACGGACAAGAACUUUCUAGUCCCGGUGGGUGGUGCCAUCAUAGGCUCCUUCGACAAGAAUCUCUUAGAUCGCAUAUCGAAAAUGUAUCCAGGACGCGCGAGCGCGAGUUCCAUCAUGGAUGUAAUGAUAACGUUGCUGAGUCUUGGGAUGGCAGGGUACAAACAAUUGAUUGCUCAACGUAAGGAAAUGUAUUCCUAUCUGAAGGAGGAGUUGGGAAAACUAGCGACGAGGCACGGGGAGAGGCUGUUAGACACUAAGGGCAAUCCAAUAUCCAUGGCUAUGACUCUUCAAUGUCUGAGCCAUCAGCAUGACAACAAGCAAGUUACUAUGCUAGGAUCAAUGUUAUUUCUGCGUAACGUUAGUGGUACUAGAGUAAUAACGACCACGGAUUCUAAGCACAUUGUUUCACAUAAAUUUGAAGGUUGGGGUGCACACAACAGCAAUUACAGAGUUCCAUAUCUGACUGCUGCGGCAGCAUUAGGCAUGAAGAGAUCCGACGUGGAUGCGUUCAUACAAAGAUUGGACAAAGCUUUAACGAAAGUAAGGAGGCGUUCAGCGCCAGUAACGCCUACCGCUUCGCUCGCCGGUUCCAGCAUCAAUGGCGAUGCGGGUGGUACUGGUGGACCAGGGGAAUCUAGCACAGCCUCAACUAGUCGUGCAAGUAGCAAAGACAGUCUAAGGAAAUGAACCGUAAUCAACGCAACUGGUCAGUCCAAUCAGCACAUUAAUCUCAAUUUGUAAGUAGCUUAUCACUUACAAAUUGACAUCCGUAGCAUGUUUCUGAGAAAUGCAGAUUUGAUACAAUCUGUUCCUUUACGAGCGUGUCAAUCACAUGUUCAUGUUGACAGGAGUUUUACAAAACCUGAAGAGAAAUUUAAUACAAAAUAAAAACUUUGAAACUCUUAAAUCUAAAAAUUAUAUAUUUUUUAUGAGAAAAUAGAGGAAAGAUAUAUGUAUAUGGAAAAAUAUUUCUUUUCUAAAUAAAAUGUUGGAACAAAAUCCAUUACUAAUUUAAUAUUUGAUAUAAUAUUGAAAGAAACAGCGAACUACGUGUAUUUUCACAGACACAUGCUAGAUACAAAUGUACUGAUUCGUCUGCCCAUUUGCGUUGAUAUAUUGUCAAUUUAAACUAUAUACCAAAAAAAGAGGACAUCUUCAGACAUUAAAGAGUGAUCAAAAUUAAUAUUUGAGAAGAAAAUGACAAGAAAACGCACGAGGCAUUCGGAUUCCUACGGUUGUAUUUCAGAAAACGAUCUCAGAAAGAGAUUUAAGUGAUAAGCGCUGGCCGCCGAUAUAGUUGUUGAGUAUAUUCUUUGUUGAAAUGUAUAUGCUAUUAUUUAUAAAGACACAGGCAACAUUAAUUCUUACAUUUCUCUCUUUUCACCUUCUUGUUUUUUAAUGUUUUAUAGUUUGAUAUAAACACGUAAGAGACAUGUAUCAGUCAAAACAAAUUGUAUGUUUGCUUUUCACAUAUUAUAUAACGUGAGUUCCUUUUCUAAAGGAGUAACUAUAAAACUUGUGCAAUUCUGUCGAUACAUGUGCAAUAUUCACUUUUCCAAUUAUAUUUACCAUGUUAUUCUCUUAAAAGCUGUCACAUUUCUGAUUUAUUCACUUUUAUGCACUUAAUAGAAUUAUUAUAAAUUAUAUCAUAUUUUUUUCUAUUAUCUUUAAAUCAAGACUAUAAAGAAUGAGAAUCUUUUUCUUUUAUUUAAACAGAGUAUAUUCGUGUUUACGGCACUAGUAACAUGAUAUAUUAUCUGUAAAAAAGGCAGUAGUAAAAUAUUUAUGGAAACACUAUUAGGAAAGUAUGUCGAAAUUUAGAUACAUAGUACACCUAAUGACACAACAUGGUAUACGAUCAUAUUACCAUUGGGUUUAUUAGAAAAAUUGUAAUACCUUCGCGCAUGUAGAUAUUGUAUAUUUGGUUUAUUCCCGACAAGAACGACAAAAUCGUUAGAACACAAUAUCGUGCGUUACAUCAAUUCGUUUUCAGAUAUUAUUAUGUUUAAUUGUACUGCUGUGUAAUAAAUAGAGUAUUAUGUAUCUGAACUAGGAGGAGUAUAUUGCGUGCAUAUUAAUAUUGUUUGACAUAUUUAGUAUUAUUCGCAAGCAACAUCACAUAAUUAUUAACUACUAACACAAACAUACGGACACACAUACAUAUAUUUAUACAUAUGAAAAAGUAUGUUUAUAUGUAUAUAAAUGCCUGCGGUGUAUAGGUAUAUAUAUAGAUAUAUUCAUACUUGCAACAAUUCGUUGCUUAUAAAGAAUAGUUUAUUUGAAGUUUCAUGCAAUUUAGGAAAUGGUAUAUCGAAGUUGUAUUUAUAAAUAUUUAAUAGAGAUAAAAGGGGAAAGAAUAAACCAAUAGGAGGAGAUUAUUAGUGCUAUUAAAAUUUUAUCGAGUAUGUUAUAAUUUAUAAUGCCUGUUGUACUUCUUUUAAAUAGAGGCGUUAAUUAUUUAUAUUGUACUGUUGAAUUUUGUAGUGUACGAUUUUAUGUCGAGAAUGUUCGAGGCGUAAGAUUAUUAGCAAAUCGGUAAAUCAUCUGGUAAACUGACAACAGCGCGAAAUGAUUAUAAAUUGUAAAUCACCGUGGUUUUCGAAUUGAAUAUUGUUAUUAUUAUAAACGAAAGAGAGGCAAUGAUGCAUUUAAGCACAGAUUAGCAUUUAAUUAAACGCUUAGUUGACGGCUUAUUAGGAUGACAGUGCUGAUCAAGAUUUUGUGAAGCUCCUAGUAAUAAUUACCAUUGUUCAAUACAUUAUCCUACUAAUAAUUAUAGAUUCAUAUUUUUCAAUUAAUUAUAGUCACUACGUCCCUUAUAUUAAGAAACGGUCUUUCAGUACCUAUAUAAAUAUACUUUUCCUUUCUAAAAUUUACAAUAUUAUAAUUUACAGGGUGCUCUAGAUCCCUACACCUUUCAUCCGUGAAUCAUUGUUUGAUCUUUUCUAGAGAAUCGGUUCCAAAAUAAUCAAAGAAAAAUUUUAAAGCGUAGCUCAGUAGGUUUGGAACCUUAUAUACGGCAAUACUCAUAAUUUUAGACAAGGAUUAUAUAUAUAAUAUAUAAGUUAUAUACUGCGCUGCUGUGUAUUGCGUACUUUUCGAUCAUUAGUUACGAAACUUAUACGUUUCUUUGAUUAUUCAUUUAUCUCGAGGAGGAAUACGACAACAAAGAAAAAAAAAAAAUCUUUAAGAUGUAGUGGAAAAAGAAUUGCAAAAUUACCGCUAUAAGGGGAUCGUGUACGAUGCUAUAAUAGGAAAUACAUUGACGUUAUAUUGUUUAAUAAAGAGAAAUAUAUGUUGUGUAUACACAUAUAUACAUAAUAUACAUGUAUGAGCGAUCUUCAUAUCGUGAUAUCUUGAUGUAUUCGGGCUAUAUUAUCGAAAAAUCACGCCAUUUCAACUUUGCGAUCACUCUUCUAAUUUGUAUCUUUGUAUUUCAGAUUUACCUUUCACACUCUUUACUUCAGCGAGCAAUAAAUUGUAAUAUAACGCGUAAAUGAUUCUCUGAGGGGUUUUCCUUUCAUUCUAUAUGCUCAAGCAGGGAGACACUGAAUUUUCUCAAAGAGCAAUAGAGACAAAUCAGCCUAUAUACGUAUUUAUAUACAUGUAUAUAUACAUAUGCAUAUAUGUGUGUAAUGAUAGGAGAAAUAUUCUUAGGACACUGUGACGACGAGAUCUUAUAACUCGUACUCGUGACAAUUCCUAUGUAAAUAAAGGAGUCUCUGUCUUGUUUGAUUCACCUCCAUUUACAGCUGGAUUUCGUGCAAUAAAGGGCCAGCUUACUUACAACAUCGUUACACACACGCCUUUCAUGCAACAACGACGAUCUUGCGGACCUAAUUUUUUUCCACUCUCUUUUUCUCUCUUUUUCUCUUCCUGAGUUCCGCCCCCGACAUCAGCUCCGACUGCAGUUUCAUUGUCUUUUUAUAUACGACAUAUAAAAUGAUAUUCUAACACAGGCAGACAGCGAAUGCGUCGACUCGUGGAAUCACCUACGUUUACAUGAGAACAAAUGUGUAUUUAUAUAAGGAGUAAAAUAAAAAAAGAAAAAAUAUAUAUAUUAAUAUAUAUACAACCGACUCGCUGUAUUAAAGUUUAGGGUGUCGGUAUGUAAUCGUGAGCGAGUGCAGUUAAGGCUUAUAUCGCGUAUACAUACACGACAUGUAAAGCGAAACGAGUUAACUCGUAAACGUGUUCUCCGAGGAGCAUCUUUUUUUUUUUAAACGAUGCGAUAACGAGAAGAAGUCUGGAGGAGGAGUCCGCGACUCUGCUGACAUUGUACAUAAUGCGGUUUUUGCUGCUAGCGGCUCAUCUUUAAGACACGUGUUGAAGUGAAAAGGGGAGGCUUCUCAGCCACGUGGAGCCGAGGCACCACGACUAGGCGUCGGUGCUCCUCCUCGUGGGAACAAUUGUUGCUCAUAAAAACCGGCAUAUUCCGUUCGGAAGCUAACAGGCGAAACGAUCGAGAGGAAGAGGAUUGUACAGGAUGUAUUUGAUCCGAACGCAAAAGAAUUGAACAUGUUUCCGCGUCUGAUUUUCCUCCAGCGACUUAAAAAAAAAAGAGACACGCUGAAUAUUAAUCAAACGAUAGCGAACAAUGUAAACGGCGUAAUGUACAUGCUCUUCCCUAAAUAUGUGAUUACCGUGUAAUAGUCAGCGCUUUAUUUGUAAUAUACGCAAGACUAUUGGAUAAAUAAAUUAAAAACUGUUAAGCGA